This is a messenger RNA of Adineta ricciae, 564 nucleotides long. The record is from the annotation of a GenBank genome assembly. NCBI's taxonomy places the organism in Eukaryota, Metazoa, Rotifera, Eurotatoria, Adinetida, Adinetidae.
AUGGGGAAUCAAUUUAGUACAGCGACGCUGGACGACGCUACCCUGGCACUAAUUAAACGGAAAACCCGGAUGAAAUCUUCUGAAAUCACCAAUUGGUAUAACGAGCUCAAGUCGCGGUGUUCGAAUGGGAAAAUGUCGAAAAGAGAUAUGGUCAAAUGUUACAAAGAUUUGAGCACAUGUGACGCUGAUAAGGUUGAGCAUGUUGUCAACGCGAUAUACCAAGCAUUCGAUGUUGAUAAUGAUGGAAAAGUUGACUUCAAAGAAUUUGUCAUUGGAUUCUUAUUGACAACAAAAGGGUCAAUCGAAGAGAAACUCGACUAUACCUUUCAACUCUAUGACAUCGACAAAGACGGGUUCAUCGAUCAAUCGGAAAUUGACAUUAUGGCCAAGUAUGUUAUGCGAAUGCUAGGUGGCAACGGAAAUGAAUUUGGAUCGGUAGAAUUGCUCAAACAUUUCAUCAGUUCUUGCCAUUGCAAUGAACAAGGUCUGAUUACAAAAGACAGUUUCGUACGAGCUUUAUCGAAAAAUGAACUACUAUGCCAAUUAUUAUCGCCUUUUACUUAA